AUGAAGUUCCAAGUCGCAACUCUCCUCUCCGCUGCCUCUCUCCUGGCCAGCAGUGUCAUGGCUGACAGCUACCCAUGGGAGCGACUCGAGAAGAACAACUCCGUCCUUGUCAUCCUCGACCUCCAAGAGGGUCUCUACCAACUUGCUCGCGACUGGGACGCAACCCUCUACAAGCAAAGCAUGCUAGCCCACGCCUCCCUCGCCACCGUCUUUGACAUCCCCGUCAUCAUGUCCACCUCCGCCGAGACCGGUCCCAACGGCCCCCUCCCUAACGAGAUCCUCACCAUGUACCCGUCCGCGCCGCUCAUCAAGCGCCAAGGCGAGGUAAACGCCUGGGACAACCCCGCCUUCCGGUCCGCCAUCCAAGCCACCAACCGCACGCAGAUCAUCCUGGCGGGCAUCGUGACGGACGUGUGCACGGCUUUCUUAGCGCGCUCUUUGCGGGCCGAGGGAUACAGCGUGUGGGCGAACCUGGAAGCUUCCGGCACCACGACGAAAGAAAUCAGGGAGAUUUCCAACGAUGCGAUGAUUAGGUCCGGGGUGAAUGUCGUGUCACUGUUUGCGAUUGUGUGUGAUUUGAUGCGCGAUUGGAGAAAUACACCUGGCGCGAAGGAGUUGAUUCCUUGGCUGGAUCGGUACUUGCCUGCUUAUGGGAUGGUGGCUAGGGCGCAUAAGGCGGCGGUGGAGGAAGGGGAGGUGCAGCCUGGUGAGGAUGGGUUGGACAGAUGA
This is a messenger RNA of Sordaria macrospora k-hell, 729 nucleotides long. RefSeq lists its product as uncharacterized. NCBI's taxonomy places the organism in Eukaryota, Fungi, Ascomycota, Sordariomycetes, Sordariales, Sordariaceae. The record is from RefSeq and is a predicted model, not a curated record.